GGUCACGUGUAGAUAACGCCUAUUGAUAACUGGAUGCAUCCCCAAGGUCCGCCACACUUCCUCAAGGCUCUGCGCCUCACUCGUUUGCUAGGUAUCGGCGAUAAGCCGGGCCCAUGUCAUAAUCAUCCUUGUAUCCAAACACUGAACAUUUGCCUGCCACUUCACGUCCUCGUUCCGCCUGGAGACCGUCGCCCAGACAUCGAUUAACUAUUGCGUCGGCGCAAAUCGACAAAUCAACUACUUCGACCACGGAAACAAGGCAUUCUGAACUCGCAAAAUGGCUGUCAAGAACGUCAACGUAUUCGUCAGUACCUUUGCUGGAUUGGGCCUGCCAUCGACACUGGUAUUGCCCGUUCCCUCGACGACGACCCUAUGCGACCUGCGACAACAGCUUGACGAGCGACUGCCCGCCACAGAUAACCGCCUUAUCCUAACGACCAUUUCCAACAAAGAACUGUCAACGUCAUCCUCCAAGCCAGUAUCAGAUCUUCUGUCGUCUAUCGACGAUGACUUUGUUUCUCUGCGGCUCUCAGUACCGCUUUGCGGUGGCAAGGGUGGUUUCGGAUCCCAGCUUCGAGCCGCUGGCGGUCGCAUGUCCUCAAAGAAGAAGCGCAACCAAGGAGAUGCCAACAACUCGAGCCGAAACCUUGACGGCAGACGUUUGCGGACCGUCACCGAGGCCAAGGCUCUGGCUGAGUACCUCGCCAUCAAGCCAGAGAUGGAGAAGAAGGAAAAGGAGAAGCGUCGUGAAAGAUGGGAGCAGAUCGUCGAGCUUGCAGAGAAGCGCGAGGAUGAGAUCAAGAACGGCAGCAAAGGUCGCCUCGACGGAAAGUGGGUUGAGGACAAGGAAGAGUCCAACGAGAGAACCCGCGAAGCGGUACUUGCUGCCAUGAAAGCCGGAAAGUACAAGGACAACCUCCUUGGUACGUCGCAAGGAUCGACAGGAUCAGAGGAGACGGACGAGGAGAUGAGUGAGGAUGAGGAGGAGGAAGGCGGCAGCUCGAAGGAGUCAACCCCGCCGUCGGAACCGGCCAAGGCGCCCAAGGAUAAGCCAAGGACGUUCUUUGGAUUCGACGAGGACGAUGAGUUUAUGAGUUCUGACGAGGAUGAAGUUAAAGGCAAGAAGAAGUGAGUCGACGAAUCGCUUCCCCUCUCACAACCUCUUCACUGCUUUACUUCAAAUAUCUUCAUCACACGGCUUGGCUUGCGUAAGGAGUUCAACGACAAAUGGGAGCGCACGGAGUUUCUGGUCAGCCGGGUCAAGGGAACGGUAUCAAGGUCCAAGGUUUUGUACAAAUGAUCAAACGGGCGGACACUACAGA
Molecule: messenger RNA, 1322 nt
Organism: Colletotrichum phormii
Lineage: Eukaryota; Fungi; Ascomycota; Sordariomycetes; Glomerellales; Glomerellaceae
Product: telomere stability and silencing-domain-containing protein
Exons: 1
Coding region: 278-1132 (284 amino acids)
Cellular component (GO): nucleus
Source: RefSeq, a predicted model, not a curated record